Messenger RNA from Penicillium vulpinum, 810 nucleotides. RefSeq names its product defective in cullin neddylation 1 family protein. NCBI's taxonomy places the organism in Eukaryota, Fungi, Ascomycota, Eurotiomycetes, Eurotiales, Aspergillaceae. Gene Ontology annotation, molecular function: ubiquitin-like protein binding; ubiquitin conjugating enzyme binding; cullin family protein binding. Bases 1 to 810 code for a protein of 269 amino acids. Gene Ontology annotation, biological process: positive regulation of ubiquitin-protein transferase activity; protein neddylation. The transcript is spliced from 5 exons. Gene Ontology annotation, cellular component: ubiquitin ligase complex. The record is from RefSeq and is a predicted model, not a curated record.
AUGCCACCCUACACAACCACCCAGAAACAUCAAAUCGCUGAGUUUAUCAGCUGCACACGGACAAAGGAGUCUGUUGCUACUAAAUUUCUUAAAGCAUGUGGUUGGAGUUUACCUCCAGCACUUGACGCUUUCUUCGCCGCUGCGUCUGGCACCGCUGCACUCAUGACCUCAGAACUUACAAAGACCUUCGAACGCUACCGAGAUGACCCAAUCGAAAGCCCAGAUACCAUCGGUAUCACGCGAGCAAUAGAUUUUCUCGGUGAUUUGAAUGUCGAGCUCGACGAAGUAACCUGCCUAGGCAUCGCCGAGCUACUCCAGUCACCAUCGAUGGGCGAGUUCACCCGCCAGGGAUGGACGGACGGAUGGCUGAAAGCUCGCUGCGAUAAUAUGCCAAAAAUGCAAGCGUACGCUAAGCUCCUCCGGGAGAGAAUCCCUCGAGAACCAGAGACCUUCCGACGAAUCUACAGAUACACAUUCCCUCUCUCACGAAUGCAAGGACAGCGCAACCUUCAAUUCGAAAUCGCCGCUGAGCAGUGGCGUCUCUUCUUCACGACUGAUCAUGGCGGUGUGGCGUGGAACACUGAAACGACGCCGUGGCUGGAUUGGUGGAUUGAGUUCCUUGAAGAGCGCGGGAAGAAACCUGUUAAUAAAGACCUGUGGGAACAGGUUGAGGUGUUUAUGCGCAAGAGUCUGGAGGAUGAGGAGAUGGGCUGGUGGAGUCCUGAGGGAGCUUGGCCCGGUGCCCUGGAUGACUUUGUUGCUUGGGUGCAGGCUAAGAGGGGGAAGGGGUCGGAGAUGGAGGUUGAAUAG